Molecule: messenger RNA, 2524 nt
Organism: Diabrotica virgifera virgifera (western corn rootworm)
Lineage: Eukaryota; Metazoa; Arthropoda; Insecta; Coleoptera; Chrysomelidae
Product: piggyBac transposable element-derived protein 4-like
Exons: 1
Coding region: 342-2057 (571 amino acids)
Source: RefSeq, a predicted model, not a curated record
UAGAUGAAUAGUUUUUAACCCUUUGAAUGCUGCGGACGUCAUUUGACGUCUUUGAUUUGCCGUGCCUACAGUGCUAUGGACGUCAUUUAGUUAUUUUGAUUUGCCGUGAAGUGCUGUGGCCGACAAUUGCAGUUUCCUGCGCACGUGUUCAUUUGUGGGUAAUUCAAGGCGGGGCUAGCGCUUGCUGAGUAGUGGGCGGUCUCUUUACGUCUGCGUUUAGAUGUUGUUAUUCACUCAUUGCCGAUGCUUGUCCCAACACGAAAACAUUGCGAUUUCUAUCAGUUUUACUUUAGUAUUGCAUCAUUUUUACAUCAGUAUCGUCCUAUUAGUUUUUAUAAAUAAUGGACGAGCAGCAACCGGGGCCUUCAAAAGCGUUACCAAGACCUAAGAAGGGGCAGUUUUAUACUGAAAAAGAGUUACUUGAAAUUCUUACUCGAAGCGACAGUGAAGACGAAUACAUAGAAAAUACGCAAAAUGCUUUAGAUUCCGAUGAAGAAAUGGACGUUGCUCAAGAGCCCGAAGACCAAACAUCGAAUAAUACCUACGAUUUUCUCUGGAAAAAAAAAGACCUUCUACCAAAAACAUUUGCAUUUGACUCGUCAGAGGUUGGUUGCACAAUUGAUGGGCUGACUGCUGAAAAUAAACCUUUGGAUUUUUGUAAAGUAUUUUUUACGGACAAUAUAGUAAAUCAUAUAGUUACGGAAACAAACAUAUUUUAUAUUUACGUUUGUGAACAUGUGGAAGUAUCCGCUAAGUCACGUUUGAAGAAAUGGAAAGAUACAGAUUUCAAUGAGAUGUGGUUAUUUUUUGGGAUUACAUAUCUGAUGCCUCGUGUAAAAAAAUUGCGCCUCAGUGAAUACUGGUCAACAAACACACUAUUAUCUACUCCAGCAUUUUCUGAGCUUAUGUCGCGUGACAGGUUUUUUCUGAUUUUGCGAAUGUUGCAUUUCUCGGACAACAAUCUGCCAAAAAACGGCGACAGUUUGGUCAAGAUUAGAGCAGUAAUAGACCACGUACGUGAUGCUUUCCGAAACGCUGUCAAGCCGCAUAAAGAAUUGUGCAUAGAUGAAAGCCUUUUGCUUUUCAAAGGCCGACUCUUUUUCAAACAGUACAUACCCUCGAAGAGACAUCGAUUUGGUGUAAAGUUUUUUGUUUUAUGCGACGCAGUGACUGGGUACAUUCUCGAUUUUGUUGUCUAUACUGGAGCAACAACUGACUUACAAACGAAUAAUUGUAAUUUGGGUAAAUCUGGCGAUGUGGUGCUAACGCUUUUGGCACGCUAUUUGGAUAAAGGUCAUACUUUGUAUUGUGACAAUUGGUAUACAAGCCCCAGUCUGUUUGUAUGGCUGUAUAAUAGAGCUACAAAUGCGUGUGGAACUGUGCGGAAAAAUAGAAAAUAUAUGCCGCAAAUGGCAGAAAAGCUUCAGAGAGGAGAAUGGAGUUUCCGAAGUGAUGACAAAUUGUUGUCGCUAAAAUAUUGUGAUAAACGAGAAGUAUACAUGCUUACGAGCUUACAUAACAACACCGGUAUGGAAACUGGUAAAAAAGAUCGCCUCACUGGGAGGACAAUUGUAAAACCCCAGUGUAUUGUUGCAUACAAUAAGUUUAUGGGUGCAGUAGACAAGACGGACAUGCUACUGAGUUCAGUAGAGUGCGUCCGAAAAACUGCGAAAUGGUACAAAAAAGUUUUCCUUCACCUUAUGGAUAUGGUUCUGCUCAAUGCAAACGUUUUGAAUAAUAUAGUAGCAAAAACUAAAACUUCGUUGGCAGAAUUUCAACUGACACUCAUCCAACAGAUAGUGGAAGAAAAUCACAAGGGGAAAAUGCGCACGUCAGCAGGUCGAAGAUCAGUCGACGACAAUCCAUUGCGGCUUACUUGUAGGCAUUUUCCGUCGCAUGUACCUCCCACAACAAGUAGGAAAGUUGGACUAAGAAAAUGUGUUGUGUGUGCCAAAAACAAAAAAAGAAAAGAAACAAGUUUUAUGUGCCGUGAGUGCAAUGUGCCUUUAUGUGUUGUGAAUUGUUUUGAAAGAUUUCACACCAUCAAACAUUUUUAGAAAGUAAGUUCUACAUAACAAAUGACUAUUUGGUUUUAUUUUUUGUUUUGGAUAAUUUUGUUUUUCUUUUGUUAUGGAUAAUUUUGUUGUUUUUUUGUUAUGGAUAAUUUUUUUGUUUUUAUUUGUUUUGUUAACAUUUGUUUACAUUGAAUUUGAAUGCAAAAAUAUGUGCAAUAAUUUUUUAAUUUGUUUUAUCUAUCUUUCUAUCCUAAGUUUUUCUAAACAAUAGCGUUUUUGUAUUUUUUUGUAAAAUUUAUUUUGUUUCAAAAAAAAAUAAAAAAAAUUAUAAAUAAUUACCCAAUUAUUUUGUUUAUAUAAAACAACGUUAUAAAGAAUCAUUUAGUCGCAUUAUUUAGCGCGAAAGCGGCCGACCGUUUUGACGUCAGAAAUAGCCGCACUGGGGCAUGAGUAUCGCCGGAGAGAGAGCCGCAUCGAAAGGGUUAAGGUAUCCGCAAAUAAUCGUCCGA